This is a messenger RNA of Schistosoma bovis, 5830 nucleotides long. NCBI's taxonomy places the organism in Eukaryota, Metazoa, Platyhelminthes, Trematoda, Strigeidida, Schistosomatidae. The record is from the annotation of a GenBank genome assembly.
AGAUUUGGUUGUCAAUUAUUUAUUAACUUGGAUAAAAUACAUAAAUCAAAAAUCAUAUUUAAACAAACAAAAAGAAAAGAUGAAUUCAAUUCCAACUCGUGAUAAAUGAACAAAACUGCAUUUGAUUCUGGGACAUGAAGGCAAUUGUUCAGAGUAAAAAUGUUAUCUAUUACAUGAAACAAUUCUUUCUGCUUCACAUUUUUAUACAUUUCAUUACUAUAUCAUCAAGUAUACAUGGACGAAUACCAAGGCUUCAGGUGUAUUCAACAGAGUUUAGUAUUGAUGAAAAUUGUAAAAUCGGCACAGAAAUUGGUACAAUAAAUUCAAUCGUACUACCGAACUCUAUGUCUUCAUCAAUAACACAUUCGUCUUCAAAUGAAUUUGGACAAAUUAUAGCGUUAAACUACAAACUGGGUUCACCUUCAACAUUGUUUAGUGUGGAUGAACGUAAAGGUAUAUUGGUUACUAAAGCUGAUAUAGAUGCAGAAGCGUUAUGCUCCUACGUGACGACCCUCAGUCCUGAUCAUACAAAUAACAAUGAUGAAGCAGAUUUGAUGUUGGAACCUGGUAAAUCUAAGAAUAAUCGUAGUAAAACUAUACCAGUAGUGGAUCAGAUCAAAUGUAAUAGCUCUGGUGAUUUAACAGUACAUUUUGAUGUUAAUGCUGUACAAAUUGAUGGAAGUCUUCGAGCAGUUCAUCAUAUCAUUGUUCGUAUACAUGAUCUUAAUGACAAUGGACCAAAGUUUGAUCAAAUUAGAUGGCAUAAACGUUUAAAAGAGGCACUUUAUCGAGCCGGUAGGAGAAUUGAUCUACCAAAAGCUAGAGAUAUUGAUAUACUUGCUGAACAUAGUAGAAUAAAUUAUCGACUUGAAUCAUGGCAUAAUGAUGGAUCCAGUUCAAUUAUUCCUUUCAAAAGUCCUUUUAAACUGGAAGUAAGUAAUUCAGGUCAACCUGGCUUAAUAUUGACUGAAGAUUUGGAUGCAGAAAUGGAAACGAGACAUAGGUUUGUCUUAGUUGCUUACAGUCCGAAUGUUAUUGAUUCAAAGAACGCAUGGAAUGGUCAAGCAAUCUCACGUGAAUCUCGUCUGGAAAUUGAUAUCGAAGUAGCAGAUAUGAAUGAUAACGAACCCAGAUUCUCAUUUACUGUAUAUAAUAUCAGUGUAGCUGAAAAUACAUCAGUUGGGACUGUCAUUUAUGAACUUGUGGCUCAUGAUCCAGAUAGUACAUCUAAACUUACAUAUACAAUGGCUUCUUCAUUAGAAUAUCAAGUGAUGUCAAGUACAUUUCAUAUUGAAGCUGAUGGACAUGUUAGACUACAUAGUAGUUUAGAUUAUGAAUUACGUCAUAUUUAUUCAAUUCCAGUUGAAGUUACUGAUGGAGAAUUCUCUGCUCGUACUACAUUGAAUGUUCAAGUAUUAGAUGUUAAUGAUGAACCACCAGCAUUUGAAUUAAAUCCUAAACAAUUAAUCGCUGAUGAAAAUUCUCCACCUGGAAAAUUAAUUGGACGAGUGCGAAUACGUGAUCCUGACAGUCCUAGUGUAAAUGGACUUGUAGAAUGUUCAGAGCCACCAGGAUUGAUUCGUCGUCAGGCACUUCAUUUUUUACCUGAUCCAACUGUCAAUCCAAGUGCAGAAGUUUACGAUCUAACUACCAGAAUCAUGCUUGAUAGAGAAGAUCCUGAGAAUCCUAUACCCGGUCACCUAAUCAUAUAUUUAAUUUGUUCAGAUGGUGCUUCAAGCUCUGGUGGAAUGAUAUCACAUAACUCUGAUAGUAAAAUACGUUUGACAUCAACAAUGACAGCAACUUUAUCCAUACGAGACGUAAAUGACCACAAACCAAUUUUUGAAAAUUCCAUUUAUCAUAUGUCCAUUCAAGAAAAUAAUCCUAUUGGUGAAAAAGUAGUACAAAUUAGAGCUCACGAUUCAGACGAAGGAGAAAAUGCUAGAAUCACAUAUUCUCUGUUGGAUAGAGCUAACUUCAAAGUAGAUUCUUUAACAGGUUGGAUUACUCCAAAUGUAAUAUUUGAUCGUGAAAUACGCGAUUCCUAUCAAGUCACAGCGAUUGCAUUGGAUAAUGGAAAACCUCGUUUAUCUUCAUCUGUUUUAAUCAAUAUAACUGUCUUGGAUGUCAACGACCACAGUCCGGUCUUGGCAUCAUAUGAAGCCGAUGAGUCUCUUUUAAAAACCAAUGAUCUACCUAUAGGACGUUUUGGUUUGAAAAACUUAUUUAUUGUGAGAGAAAAUAUGCCGGUCAAUACAUAUAUGGGUAACAUACUGGCAUCUGAUAAAGAUGAAGGAUUAAAUGCUGAAUUGAGAUUCACGUUAAUUCCAGAUCCAGUAUACCGCUUACACGAAAGGUUCAGACUUUUGCCUAAUGGUUCACUGUACACAAAUGUUGAGUUGGAUAGAGAAGAGAAGGAUCAUUAUCGCCUUACAGUCGUUGUGAGUGACCAGUCACCAGAUGAACCAUUAACAACAACUGGAACUAUUGGUAUCAUUGUUCUGGACUUAAAUGAUAACCAACCCCAGUUUUUGAGUCCACAUGGACUUUUAAUUCCGAAUAACACACAACUCAGUGGAUUCAAACGACAUAUGAAUAAGGGCAUCGUACUUUAUGACCAACCUUUUGAAGAUAACAAUUAUAAAGUAGUAAAGGGUAAUCAAAAGCGUAGUGACCAAGAAUAUCAAAGUGAAUCAAGUCCGCCUACAGAUACAAAUACACAGUCUACGGCUCCUGAGCCAGUAGUUCGCCUAUCUGUUUACGAAAAACCUGAUCAAGUGAUAAGUAAACUGUAUGCUGAAGAUCCAGAUGCUGGAGACAAUGGGGCUGUAUUUUACUUGCUUGAAGAAUUUUAUGAUUUAUCAGUGGAUAAGAUCAGACCAAAUCCUCUCAUUAGAGUGCAGCCAGAGACUGGCGAAUUAAUAUUAAUACGUCAUAUGGCACCAAUUGAUUUGGGGUAUCACUUCUUUAAAGUGACCGCAUCUGACCGCGGGCAUCCUCAAAUGAAAAUAGAUCAAAAGAUUCUUCCGUUACUUGUUGAAGACAAGCCUGCGUCAGGAGGCUUGGGACAAAGUUCAUUAUCAUCUAGUUACUAUGUGAGCAACAUAACUGGACUUGGACUCGAUGAAUGGGGUCCAAGCGGUGGCAAAAACAUUCUAAUUAUUACUGCGUUAUCCAUCGUUUCAGGAAUUCUAGCAGCUAUACUAAUUUCGGCUGUUUUUUGUGUUACCAAACCAUGCUCACGAAAUCGUCAUGGAAAUAGAUGCGCAAAUGGAAGACAUGAUAGAUUAAGAAAUAGACCUCCAACGUAUCCAGGAGGUCGAGACUCAAAUAAUGGAAUAAUAGUGGAUGAAAAUGGGUCUUUCAUUAAUGGUACAAUGGAUCAACGAGGUUUUCCAGUUUCUAAUGGUUCUCAUCAUACGACAUUUCAUAGGCCUCCUGGUCCACUUAACGGUGACGUGUGUAUGGACAACUGGUUGCAUCAUGUUAGAGAUAGUCAAGCGAAUUACGGAAAUAUGUCGUUCCCAUUCCAUAGUCCUUCGAAUGAUUCAGAAAACGACAUUUCAAAUGACCAACAUAUUCUCAUAAAUCCCAGGUAUAAUAAUCAAACAGAAAACCAUAUGAAUUAUACACAGAAUGAAACACCGCAAGUUACAUAUGAAAACUUGAGGAAUAGUCAACUUCAUGAUAUUCAUAUCUCACCUGAUUUGGCUUCGGCUAAUCUAUCACUUUCCUCCAGAAAUAAUGACCAAGCUGUUGCUGUACGUGUUCUCAAUCAACAAAUGAGUACUGAUGGAUUUGAUGAAAUUCAAGAUCAAAUAUUUCUACCCCGAUCCAAUAGACUUUCUGGGAUAACAAUUGGUUAUUCUAAUGAUUCAAUGACUUCAACUUCGAACAGUGCCUUGCCUGCAUUUAAUAUAAAACUGGAUCCUGUAAAUGCUUUUUGUGUUACUAGACCGAUACCGGUAGUGUCUAAAAUUAUAUGCAAUUUCAAUGAAGAUCAAAUGGAUUCUCAGAUAACAAAGAACAGUGAGGCUUUACGCGAAGCAAAUCCUAUGAACUCAACACACUUUAAAAUGAAUCUACCUGAUAAUCCUUUGGAUGACAGGUUAAUUAGGCAUCAAGGGAAGAGGUUAGUUACAACAGUACCUAAAUUAGGCACAUUGUACAACUGUAUGACAGUAAGUCACAGAUCAAAUUUAGGUGUUGAACAAAUCAUAUCAUUUGAAGAACAUGCAUCCGAUUCCGGUCGUGGUGGAAGUGAAGAAGAACUAACUGUACAAAAUUGUGAUCCACAUAAGGCAGAAACAAUCAUUUCAAAUAUGAACCCUGAAGAAGGUGUAAGUAUAUGGAAUGAGUCGACUAUUCAAAAUGAUGCAUCACUCAACUCAAACUUAACAGAUAAAUCUGAUGUCAGUUUAAGUAAUCCAUGGUUUGAAACAACCGCCUCACCAAUGGGAUCAGAUUAUCAACGCAAAGAUCCCUUUUGCAUGUCCACAUCAUGAACAGAAUGGAAAAAGACUAUUAAAAACAAGUUAGAAAGGAUUUAGUUUGCUUCAAAAUUUGUAUAAUACGAGAAGAAAUACUUAUUUCAAGACAAAUACUAACUUAUCGGUAAAAACAACACAUUAUGAUAUUAAAAGCAUUCUACAAAAGGAAAAACGAUAAGUUCAAUGUUCGAUUCUGAGAAAUAAAAAUACCUUAUGCUCUUUAUAUAAUCUCUCAGUUAUUCCAUCUUCAUUCUUCUCUAUGCAUUCAUCGUAUUGUUUAAUUUCACAUAUAAUUAAGUGUAAUUCAAUGUCUGCCUCUAUGGUAUUGUAUGAAAAUUGAUUAUAGCUUCUCUCAUGUUUGUAUAUACGCAUAUAUCUGAAUCUGUACAUUUCCUUAAAAAAACCCUAUUGUUUGCUAAUUAUUGAAAUUUUCAUUCACACUGUCUUUAUCUAUAAAUUUGUCACCAGGUUAUGCUGUUUCUAUAUGAUCAAUAAUUUCAUAGUAUACUUUGAUUGAUUGACAAUUAACAUGUAAAUACAUUUACUAGUUAGAGAUACAAUUAAAGUUUACAUUCCUUAGGUUAUUAAUUAAGCAAAAUAAAAAAUUGACACAUUGAACUAUACCUGUUUUAUAAAAAAUAUCUGUGUUUGUAUCUGUCUAUUUAGAAAAUCGCAAAUACUUUCUUUUCUUUUUUAGAUAUUCCGUUUAUUUAAACAUUUCUCUACUAGGAAAUCUAAUUUAAUCUAAAAAUUUUCCUAUUAAUACCCCGAACUCGAGUUGUUUCGUUCCUGGAAACAUUCUAUUCUUAAAAACCCAAGGUAAAAAUUCUGCAGACAACAGAAAGUCUUUGUCUUUUCACUUGUGAAGACAAUGAAGUUAGAUUUCAAUGGGCAGUCAAUGAUAAAUAGUUUAGUAUUAGUAAAUAAAGAGUGCAUUUUAAAGUUUCUUGUACAAAAUAUCUUAUCUUCAUAGACUGAUUAAAAAAGGGUUUCGGUUAAAGCUUUCUAAUUACAUCAAUGCCUAUCGACUAGUAAGCUGUAUUUGAUAGACGUCACAAUGAAAUUAAAUCUAAUAACUUGAGUUAUAUAAUCUAUGCUACUCAUAAGUAGUUCAAAAUUUACGUAAAAUUUCAUGGUAUGCUGAUAGGUCACCCUUAAAUAUAAUGAACCCUAAGAAUAUUCCAUCUAAAAUCUGGUUAAUACAUAUUUAAAGGUAAGAAUAUUCCAUAAACAACGUACUUAGCCCUUCAUUAAUCGACUUGCUGUCAUCAUCACUGAAUACUGUACUGACAAAAUCUAUUCAAGAACCAUUCUCAGUAACCCAUGAAUUGUAAAUAAAC